AUGAUAAGAAGUUAUAAGAUACGGUCCAUUCCUCCUUUAUUUGGUGUGGGCUACGCCACACCUCACAAACGCCACACCACACAAACCGCACGCCACGCGGCCACGCCAGCACUACGCCCACACCACGCCAGGCACCAGCGCCACAGCACACCACUUCCACUCACAGCACAGCGCACGUCGCAUGCCGGCACGCUGGGGCGCGCCGACGACGGCAGCGAGCGCACCAACAGCCACGACGCACACCGACAGUCCACGGCAGCGAGCCACGCGCAUACACCCACGACGCAACGCGGCACAGCCACGCGCAUGAGCACACGCCGAGGGGGCACACGCAGCAACAAGCAGCGACGACCAGCAGGCAUGCGCCACAGCACCGACGGCCACACCACGGCACACCACACCACGCCACAUCCACACCCACACGCCACACCACACCACGCCACACCAAACGCCACACCACGCCACGCCACCACCACCGCUAGAGCGUGCCACACCACACCAGCCACAGCACCCAGCAUCAGCGCGGCCCGAGGCACACCACGCCACACCCACCAAACCCACACCAGCACCACACCACACCACAGCAAGAGCCUCGGCGAUAGCAGUGCCACGCCACAGGCCCCCACAGCACCACGCCACACCACCACACACGCGCACACCACGCCACAUCACACCACGCCACACCACGCCACACCACACCACGCCACGCCACCCCAGCCACACAACGCGCACACCUCACCACCCACACGCCACACCACAUUCCGACAGCACGCUACAGCACACCACGCCACACCACACCACGCCGCACCACGCCACAGCCAGCACACACGCCACACCACGCCACCCCUCGCUAUAGCAUGCCACACCCACGCCACGCCACACCCACGCGCACAGCACCACGCCACACCCGUCGCUUUAGCAUGCCACACCACGCCACACCACGCCACACCACAGCCACCCACAACCACCGCGCCACACUACACCACACCACGCACACCUCGCUAUAGCAUGCCACACCACGCCACACCACACCACACCACGCCACACCUCACUAUAGCAUGCCACACCCACGCCACACCACGCCACACUUGCUAUAAUCGCCACACUCCUAUACAUGCACGCAACACCACGCCAGGCCCUCGCUAUAGCAUGCCACACCCACGCCACACACGCCACGCCACACCACACCUCGCUAGAGCAUGCACACACCACCGCCACACCAGCGACGACACACCACGCCACGCCACAGCCCACAGCCACGCCACGCCACAGCCACGUCACACCACGACCACACCACGCCACACACCCGCGCACACCACGCCACGCCACCACGCCAACACAGCCUACAGACGCUACAGCACGUCGCACCACGCCACAGCACACAACGCCACACCCCACCCUCGCUAUAGCAUGCCACACCACGCCACACCACACCACGCAACACCACGCGCCACACCUCGCUAUAGCAUGCCACACCACACCACGCCACACCACGGCCACACCGCGCCACACUACAUCCACGCCACACCACACCACACCACGCUACACCUCGCUAUUAGCAUGCCACACCACACCACGCCACACCUUGCUAUAACAUGCCACGCCUCGCUAUAG
Molecule: messenger RNA, 1614 nt
Organism: Salvelinus sp. IW2-2015
Lineage: Eukaryota; Metazoa; Chordata; Actinopteri; Salmoniformes; Salmonidae
Source: RefSeq, a predicted model, not a curated record